Messenger RNA from Clupea harengus (Atlantic herring), 4527 nucleotides. It is a transcript of the gene tlcd3bb, whose product is annotated as TLC domain containing 3Bb. NCBI's taxonomy places the organism in Eukaryota, Metazoa, Chordata, Actinopteri, Clupeiformes, Clupeidae. The record is from RefSeq and is a predicted model, not a curated record. Gene Ontology annotation, molecular function: sphingosine N-acyltransferase activity. Gene Ontology annotation, biological process: ceramide biosynthetic process; lipid homeostasis. Gene Ontology annotation, cellular component: membrane; endoplasmic reticulum.
CAUACAUAUUCUUGCUGUAAUUAUGGAAUUUCACACCAUUGCAUUUUGAAAUCAUGUGUAUUAUUUGCUGUUUGCGUUAUCAAACAUGUUUGCCUGUCGUGUCAAUGGGCAUUGUCUUCCCUAAACCAAUAACGAUGGAUCAUAUUGAGAGACGCCGUGUCGCAAUGUUGACGCUACUCAGUUUUUGCAAUGAAACGUGGCUGGCUGUAGAGAUAUGGGUUAUUCGCUGUCACAAAGGCAAUUCAGCUUAUUUAUGUAGAUCAUUAAAACUGUCUGCGUUUGCGAUUUCAUGGUAGCGCAAUGCGCAUUUUGGGCAUUUUGAGCGCAUUUCAAAAGUACUUUAAUAUUUUGGAGCAGUCCGCUGCCUCCUUCACCGUAAUAAACCCAUGAUAAACUUAAAGAGACAACCUGCUGUUUUUGACGCACAACGGCGUUUUGGAAGCUCCUGAGCAUCGUGGCUUACAGCAUUCCUCUGUUUCAGGGCAGACUAAUAAAUCGGCCAUCGGGUUAGUAGGCUUCUGCACAUUAUUACUCCGUCAUUUUGGGCAAAGAAGGCCCGUGUCCCACGACAUCUCUUCUCACUGCCCAUCAUAGUUUGCCUGUCAUGUUAUUUGCUUGUGUAUAAUCAUCACUCGCAUCAUAAUUGCUGGCAUCUACAACCUUACAUCUGGGCUUUAAUCUUGAGUGAUCCAUUGAAGCUAAGCCUUAGCACAUGUAAUCCCGCCGACAUUAAGUAUUUAAUUUUCGUUAAUCAUAGCCUGGUUUCUCGUCAGAUUGCGUUCUAAACACACAUGCAGAGUGACGUUAAACUGUUACAGGGUUCAAGCAUGUGCCUCUCAUGUCCUGUAACUGAUCGUUCAUUGGCGUGUGACAAAUGGUUCGACUUUGAUCUUGGCCAAUAGUCUUUGUCCGUGAUGAAGUUUGAAACAUCCUGGUUACACGCGUAGCCGACAUACAGGGGGACAUCUUUGUAAGCGUGCACUGUAUAGACGGAAUCUUAUGUUGGACAGACAUAUGAUUCAGAAUUCAGCGAAUUAUUUUUGCUCAACCCAGUGUUUGAUUAAAAAGAAAACCGUAUUUUUUUAGGGUGUAAGGUACUGAAAUCUUAGAGGUCAGCGCGAGUGGCAGCGCCGGCCGGCCGGCCCGUUUCUCCUGUGGCCUGAGACAGCUGGACGCAGCGCGGGCCGCCAUGCUGAGCAUUCUGGCUGCGGGCUCCGUCUUCUUCCCAGGCCUCUUCCUGCUCUCCAAGCAGUGCCUCAAGCGUAUCCCCGGACUCAGCUGGAGCGAAGGAGAUGCUGUGGUGGUGUCUGCCAGGUUGGUGUCCUCUAUCCAGGCCAUCAUGGCCUCCUCCGCUGGCUACAUCAUCUCCACCUCCUGUGAUGACAUCAUCGAGGACCAGCAUUGGCUGACCAGCGCGUACAUCCUGUUUGCUGUGCCCUACUUUGUCUACGACAUCUACGCCAUGUUCCAGUGCUACUGGCACAAGCUAAGGGUGAAAGGUCACGAGGUCGACAACGGCCCCAAGCCCAUGGGCGUGGCUUUCACCAGUUAUCUCCGCCGAGAGUUCCUCAUGGUCCUACACCACGUCGUCAUGGUCACCGUCUGCUUUCCUGUCUCUGUGUUCUGGAGACAGGGCCGUGGGGACUUCUUCCAGGGCGUCAUGUUCCUGGCUGAGCUCAGCACGCCCUCUGUCUGCCUCGGCAAGAUCCUCAUCCAGUACAAGCAGCAGAAUACUCUCCUGCACAAAGUGAAUGGAGUUCUCAUGUUGGUCACUUUCUUCAUCUGUCGAGUUCUUCUCUUCCCUUACCUCUACUACGCUUACGGCAGGUAUGCCUCUAUCCCUCUCCACCUGGUCCCCCUGUCUGUGCCGUGGCAGUGUAACCUGGGUGCUGCCUUCCUCAUGGCCCCCCAGGUCUACUGGUUCUCCCUCAUCUGCCGGGGGGCGCUGCGCCUCUUCAGGGGCUCGUCCUCGCGCCCCUCGCGCCCGUCCCGCCCCGCAUCGCCUCCCCCCAAACCAGAACACCCCGACGGCCACGCCCCCGCGUCAGCGCAGCCAUCCAACGGGUACAACGCUCGCAUGACUGAGCAUGAGUCAGCCAGGCCCACUCACUGAGGCCGGAGGAGAGGCGACAAGGACAGGAAUGACGGAAGGAAAGAAGGGAUGUGAGAAAGAAGAGAAGGAGAAGGACCGAAGGAGGAGGAGGACAAAUGGAAGAGAGGAAACUAAGAGACUGCACUGAGAGUAGACUUUCAAAACGUGGGCUGGGAUGAAGCUUAGAUGUAGUCGCACAGCCUUGUGACACCGCGCAGUACUCGUGCUGUUGUUCUUUAUAACGGCACAGCUGCUUUCAUCUGUGAAAACUCUCUAGGCCUCUGUCUUAAACCACCAAUCGGGUAGGAGGGAGUUUUCCCAGGGGAACAGGCCUGUUGCGGUCACACAUUUAACGUGCGUGGAAGAUGGGUGAAAAAACAAUGGAUUCAAAAAUAUAUAUAUGUGUGUAUAUACAGCAUAUUCCAUGACUUAUCUAACAUGUAUGUACAUUUAAGCGUAUGCCCUUGUCCAGGCCAGGGUUUCUGAAGCGGACAUGACUAACCUAAGCUAAGCUACGGCCUCCGUAUACACACACACACACACACACACACACACACACACACACACACACACACACAAAUACACACACACACAAAUACAUACACACACACACACAUAUACACGUAAACUCACACACAUAUAAACACACAUACACACACACACACAGACACAUAUUUACAGUAGGGAGUAAGGUGAACUGUGGUUAAGGUGAACUGGAUUGAAGCCGAGUUAGAAUGUAAGAGCUCGUGCCCUCGUGGGACCUGACUGUAACAUCCGUAUUUACUGUAUCUAUGACAACGGGCAACGGUGCACAGAUGCUGGUAGGAGGUAAACAAGGACUAAAGGGUGGGGGGUAAAGGGAACCUAACUAGGCAGCACUUUGGAUUACUGAGCUGAGGGGAAGGGAAGGAAGGGGAGGGGUGUUUGAUGGAGCUCUGGUGUCAUACACCACUUGAACAAAAAAGGCGCUGUACUCAAGAUCCACACACCUCUUGAUGUAGGUUGCACAGAGUGGAUUCCUGCCCCAGGAGCAAGGGGUUGGAGCCUGGUCAAAGCUGUGAAGCUCGUGGGAGAGAUGGCGGAGUGAGUGAGCUACUGUAGAUCCACACGCCACACAAGAGGGUGUUCCUACUCCCGGCUCUCUGCGGUGGGUCUGACAUGCCGUGGUCUGUGUCACAGGCACAUUCCAUGGGUGUCAGACUGCAUGGUGAAGAGACCACAGCAAAAACACCAAAGGGGGGGGGGGGGGAGUUAUGGUGUGAGUUGGAAUUUGGAGACUAAAUACAGUACCAAUAAACAGUAUCCAUCCAAUGUAACGAAAUCCUGUAGGAAGCUCAGGAUUUAGGAAUGUAUUAUUUUGUAUAUGCUAGUGCAUUGUUUCUAGAUGGCCUGUUCAACUUAGUAAAAUGCAGCCGGAAACAAAACAAAAAAAGUUACAAAAGCUAAGCAAGUAUUUCAGUCUCCUACAUAAAUGAUAGUUCCAGUCAUUUGAACUCAUUAAUGGAGGCUAGAGGGGGAUUUUCUUGCGGAUGGCGUUAUUGCGCCGCCUUAGCCUUGAACCCAUUUUAGACUUUCUACUUCACCCAUCCAGUGGUUAUCGUCUCAGUUCAGGACGCAAUAAGAGAUGUGACUGAUGUACAUAGCAGCUGUAUAAUAUGGUAAGUUUUUAGUUAUUUCCACAUUGUUAAUUUUAGUAUUUAUGGCUAAUUUAUGUGAUAAUGUUUUAGGCAUCUUAUAUUUCGUUAUUCAUUUUAUUUAUUUGUGUUGAAUAGGUUUUGCUUAUAGUUGAGUUUCCCAUUCUUUUACCAGUUGGAACUUGUGUAGCUACAUCUGUCAGGUUGUGCAAACUACCGAAUAGUUGGACUACCUUCCACCGUCGCUGUUGUAGCCCCACAGUCAUUGGUCGACACGGCCAUGGUCUCUCUUGUGACUCUUGGCUGGAGUCAGUCGCCUUCAACAGAAAGGGAUCAAUUCUCUAGGUUUGAAUUCUUCAGUUUGUUUGGUUUACCCACAAUCCUCAGCAGUUCUACCCUUCUCCGAUUCUCAUUGGUCGUUGAGAAUAGCAAGUGUAAUGUUGAGAAGAAAAAAAAUGAUUCUAAAAACUUUUCCCCGUCCUGUCUUCGUAACAUGCUUGUUGUUGACAGUUAUCCUGAAUGGAGAUACUAUUGCAGAAGGCAUUGGCCUAUUCCGAUUCUCAUUGGUGCAGGUAGAACUAUACAGAAAUGACCAUCUCACACACAGUACUGUAUACUCCUCUCCUCAUAGCCUUGUUAUGUAUUCAAUGAGUUCUGAUUAUUUAUUUGUUCAUUGGUGAUUUUGAAUGUGCAUAUGUACACACAUUUGUUAGAAAAGACAAAAUGUUACCCUUCAGUUCAACUAUAUAUGACAGCUUUGAUGUUAUUCAAACAUGAAGCAAAAUAUACUCUUAUAUCCCA